This is a messenger RNA of Anopheles coustani, 723 nucleotides long. RefSeq lists its product as uncharacterized. Bases 1 to 723 code for a protein of 240 amino acids. The record is from RefSeq and is a predicted model, not a curated record. NCBI's taxonomy places the organism in Eukaryota, Metazoa, Arthropoda, Insecta, Diptera, Culicidae. The transcript is spliced from 3 exons.
AUGGCCGCUAAUGCAGGUGCUAAAUUCUUUCGUGAAUUUUUCAGAGACAGUCCCUGUCGAAUGUCAUAUCUUUUGAAAUCUAGCGAAAUACGUAGUCAACAUUUAACGCAAAAGAAAUCUCACGAGCGGCCUCAAACAGCACCAAGUAUCCUGCUGAAUCGAGCAUCGUCAUUGGUCAGCAUCAGAAAGCCAAAUAGCAGUACAAGUACUGUCCGAAAAGAUCCUUCCAGGAAGCAUCCGAAUACCACCGGCAUCGGUGGUAACGAAAACUUGAACACAACACCACAACGGAACCCACAACCGUCGUCACGGAAACCGGGAGGCUGCAAGGUGUGCCUUCCGAAUGAUCCGACCGGUUUUUUGCUAAACGAAAUCGACCACAUCCGUGAUCGUAUACUCGAUCGACCGGAAAGUAUCAGUUGCCGUCAGGCUAUCGCUCUCGUGCAAGACAUUCGUAACCGAUGCGAUGCGAUUGUUCUUCCAGUCGACGGUAGUGAAACGGGUGCUAGAGUUAAAUUUUUCGGUGGCCGGGUGGAAGGUUUCGGUAAGGUGGCACAAAUCAAACGAAGGCCUUCGGAGGAGCUUGCCGCUUUAAUAGCGAAGCGAGAGAAAACAAUAUCACAGAAAAGGAUGCUGCAGUCUCCGCUAAGUGGUUGGUUUCCAAAAGGCGAUGACCGGACCGAAUUCCCCGAGGCGAUAGCACCGAGGACCAAACAAAUCUAA